Molecule: messenger RNA, 1395 nt
Organism: Rotaria sp. Silwood1
Lineage: Eukaryota; Metazoa; Rotifera; Eurotatoria; Philodinida; Philodinidae
Source: the annotation of a GenBank genome assembly
AUGAGAAUUCUCAUUAUCGGUGGUUAUGGGACGUUUGGUAGUCGAUUGGUACGCUUGCUUGCCAAUGAAUCUCAACUAACAUUAUUGAUUGCAGGUAGAUCGAUCAAACAUGCGGAAGAAUUAUGCAAUAAACUACGUGGCUAUGCAGCUACUACACGUGCGCUCCAUUUUGAUCGUGAUAAUUCAAAUAUUGAAAAAGAAUUACGGAUCAUUCAACCCGAUUUAUUAGUCGAUGCAAGUGGUCCAUUUCAAUCCUAUACAAAAGAUCCGUAUCGAGUGAUAAAAGCAUGUUUGACAACGUCGAUUAAUUAUCUCGACCUCGCUGAUGGAUCAACUUUCGUUCAAGGUGUUUCUCAAUUCGAUGCACAAGCUAAGAAGAAUAAUAUAUACGUACUUUCCGGUGCCAGUACGUGCCCUCUAUUGACUGCUGUUGUAGUUCGACAUUUAGCAAAAGGAUUGACAAGAAUACAUUCGAUCAAAGGUGGCAUUGCACCAUCGCCAUAUGCUGAUGUCGGAUUGAAUGUUAUUCGUGCAAUUACAAGUUAUUCAGGUCAACGUGUGGCUUUAGUUCGCAGAAGUCAGCCAACAUUUAGCUAUGCACUGACAGAGACGAUACGGUACACGAUAUGUCCACCUGGUCAUCUUCCCUUGUCCAAUCGUCGAUUUUCAUUAGUAGAUGUACCUGAUCUUAAAAUCUUACCUGACUUAUGGCCAAAUAUCGACUCCAUUUGGUUCGGUGCAGGAACAGUACCGGAAAUUUUACAUCGUAUUCUCAAUGGUCUUGCAUGGCUGGUUCGAUGGCGGCUAAUUCCUAGUUUGACGCCGUUUGCACCAUUGUUUCAUUGGACAACGAAUGUAGUACGCUGGGGUGAGCACCGUGGCGGAAUGUUUGUCUCAAUUGAAGGAAGUGAUAGAGACGGUCAAAAACAAGAACGAUCAUGGCAUCUAUUAGCUGAAGGUGAUGUAGGUCCGUUUAUUCCUUCGAUGGGAAUUGAAGGGAUUGUUCGUCGCAUAUUAGUUGGUAAAAAGCCGGCAAGUGGUGCUCGAGCUGCGACUAUGGAUCUCGAACUUCAAGACUACGAAAAAAUAUUUCAGAAGCAUGCUAUUUAUACUGGACAUUGGCAAACAAAAGGUUCUGGUCGUUCGGACAGGUUGUUGAUGGAACAGUUCGGACCAUUUACUUUUGGUCUAGCUUUAGUGACUAUUGCUGGAAAACUGCAUUUGAUUGUGCGUAGCUGGACUCUAUUUGGCAUUCGGCUACCAACAUGUUUAUCACCACAUGGAGACUUCUAUGAAUUUGAACAUGAUGGUCGCUUUUGUUUUCAUGUCGAAAUCAAACAUACACUCAUAGGAUUAAUUGUACGAUAUCAUGGAUGGCUGAUGCCAACUGUUUAG